Amphimedon queenslandica is the source of this 1341-nucleotide messenger RNA. Its product is annotated as GRIP1-associated protein 1-like. The record is from RefSeq and is a predicted model, not a curated record. The transcript has 11 exons. The annotation marks the transcript as partial. Gene Ontology annotation, cellular component: extrinsic component of postsynaptic early endosome membrane; postsynaptic recycling endosome; glutamatergic synapse. NCBI's taxonomy places the organism in Eukaryota, Metazoa, Porifera, Demospongiae, Haplosclerida, Niphatidae. Gene Ontology annotation, biological process: regulation of neurotransmitter receptor transport, endosome to postsynaptic membrane; regulation of recycling endosome localization within postsynapse; neurotransmitter receptor transport, endosome to postsynaptic membrane.
AAUACAAGCAAUUGCUUAGUAGCAAUCAGCAAUUGAACAAAGAGCUAGAGAAAGCAAACAAGUCGAUACAAAAGAGCAAAAAAGCUAAAGAGUAUCAGUUACUCUCCGAAGAGAAUGAGGUCCUUCAGAAGAGACUCCACACUCAAGAAGAAGACUUCAAGCUACAGAACACAACACUAAUGAACGAACUGGCUAAGGUUUGUGAAGAGAAGGAAGCAUUGAAGAAAGGGGGUGGGGCAGGAGGUGUGGUUAGUGGAGAUAGAGGGAGUUCACAAGAACUGACUCACUUGCAAGCUGAGAACAAAGCAUUGCAAAAAUCACUGCAAACGUUACAAGAACAGCUUCAAUCAGCAGGGACAGAAGGAGAGCAGACAGAGGGAGAAGAACCGUCCACCAUUAAAGAAGAUGACAGAGUACAACCAGCACAGGCUCCUCCAGUGGCCAUUAAUCUAAAACUAGCUACUCUUGAAGAAGAGAAUAAGAUACUACAAGAGCAGCUAUCGGCAAUGGAGGAGAAGGGAAGGAGAGAAAAGGAGGAGCUUAAGACCCAGAUUGAUAGACUGGAGGAGAAAACUAGAAAGAAACAAGAAAUUUUAGUUCAAGUGCAGAAUGAAAAGGAGAAAAUAUUAAGUGAAAACAAAUUAAGUUAUGACAACAUGUGUCAAGAGAAGGAGAGAGAGAUGGAGUCUUUGCAUCAAGAAAUAAAACAACUACAAGAAGAAGAUGAGAAAAGACGACAAGAGAGUGAAUCCAGUGCUGAUUUAGCUCAACAGAUUUCAUUUCUUAAAAAUGAGAAGGAGGAGUUAUUGAAGAAAUAUAGACAUUUACAGGAGCAUCAAGAAGCACUUACUAAUGAACGGGACAGUAACAAAGUUAUUCUAGAAGAGCUGAGUACAGAGUUACAACAAUCAAAGAAAGAGUUGGGAGAGAUGAAGAGGAAGUAUUCAGAUAUGGAGUUGGAACUGAAAUCAUCUCAAGAAGCUAAUGACAGUCUUGCCGAUCAGCUAUUGACCGCUAGGGAAGAAAGAAUAAAACUGGGAGAAACUAUAUCAACCAUUGAAAAGUUGGCUGACAAGCGGAAGAGCCUGUUGGAUGAGAUGGCCAUUAAAGAACAUGAAACUGCUACUGAAAAUAAAAAGAAAGAAAAUGAUCUAAUAGACAAAUAUAAGGGUGAGAUUGAGUCUCUCCAGUCACAAUUGGAUGAAGAAAGAGAAAAAGUUAAACAUUUGAAUUCAUCAGUUGAUGAAUUGGCUGAUCUUAAGAGAAGAAUAAAGUCAAUGGAGAAUAUGAAGGAAACUUAUGAGCAACAACUGAAGGAAGCACAAGUAAUCCAUCUAGACU